AAAUGUAGCUGCGAAGAAGCUCAUGCUGCACAUUAUAUAAUAAGAUGAGAGGAUUCCUUCUUCAUGGAGGGUGGUGUUCUUAUACACUACUCUAUCCCCCCAUCCCAUCAUCCCAGCUCCGAAGUGUUCUGUACCGGUAAUCCCUCACACUACGUCACUUAAUACUUGAUACCUACCUAGAUUCAAGUAGCUCAAGAUGCGUCACGUACUUACUUCGCUCUGCGCCGUUGGAGGAGCUCUGGCGGCACGUCCAUUCCUCAACGAGCCUGACACUGGUUUCGAUGAUGUAUUUGGCAGUCUCCCAGCCGGAGAACUACCGCCUCUCGACCAGUUGGUAGGACUACCAGACUUCGAUGCGGCGGCCCGAAGACAUCUACCUAUCCAGAACUACACCUAUUAUCGCAAUGGUGCCGCUGCUGAGUGGUCGUAUCGCAACAACCUCGAGGUCUUCAACCGCUAUUCGCUUCGUCCUAGAACCAUGGUAGAUAUUGUGGAUAUCGAGUCGUCGUUACCGACUACCAUCCUCGGCCACAACUUCUCUGCGCCCUUUUUCAUCAGCCCCUGUGCCCGCGGUGGCUAUGGCAACAACGAUGCUGAGAAAGGAUUAAUUGAGGGUGCCGCAAACGGAAACAUUCUAUACAUACCCGCCAUCUAUGCGAGCUUGACGAUUGAAGAGAUCUCGACGUUCAAGAAAGAAGAGCAGGUCGUGUUCCAGCAGCUAUACCUCGACUCCAACGACACCGCCUCGGAAGCGCUAUUCGCCCGUGCCGAGGCUUCGGGCGCCAAGGCUCUCGUCUUCACCAUCGACUCGGCCGCCAACGGCAACCGCCACCGCGCCGCUCGCUACGGUGUCGGUUCUGCUGAUGCCUCCUACACUAAAAUCACCUGGGACUUCUACGACCACAUCCGCACCCUAACCAGCCUCCCCAUCAUCCUCAAGGGCAUCCAGACUGUCGAGGACGCCAAGAUUGCCGUCGAGCGCCAGGUGCCCGCGAUCUACCUCUCGAACCACGGCGGGCGGCAGAUCGACGGCGCGCGGUCACCGCUCGACGUCGCCAUCGAGAUCCAGCGCGAGGCCCCCGAGGUCUUCUCCCAGAUCGAGGUCUACGCCGACGGCGGCGUCCGCUACGGCGCCGACGUCGUCAAGUUGUUGGCUACCGGCGUGCGUGCCGUCGGGCUGGGACGCCCGUUCAUGUACGCGAAUGUUUAUGGCACGGCGGGUGUCGAGCGCGCGAUCGAGCUGCUGAAGAAUGAGAUUGCAAUUGAUGCGGCGAAUGCGGGCAUCGCGGAUCUCAAGAAGAUUGAUCCUUCGGUUGUUGACUGGACUCCCAACUGGGCUUCCUCGUAAAUAUAGAAACCAAAAAAAAAAAAAAAAAAGCAACAACAAAUAGACAAUAACAACAAAAGGGGUUUUGGGGGUGUCAGUAAUGGAAUGCUGUAAAUGAUAAUGCGUCUAGAUUGGGGUCCUGUACCAUUGGCUGUUCAUAAAUUAGCGAUAAACUGCAUUAUUAUUAUUUUUGAUAGACUUACAAAAAUUGAAUACCCUGCCUACGUUGGUG
Molecule: messenger RNA, 1559 nt
Organism: Hypoxylon fragiforme
Lineage: Eukaryota; Fungi; Ascomycota; Sordariomycetes; Xylariales; Hypoxylaceae
Product: FMN-dependent alpha-hydroxy acid dehydrogenase
Exons: 7
Coding region: 197-1348 (383 amino acids)
Molecular function (GO): FMN binding; oxidoreductase activity
Source: RefSeq, a predicted model, not a curated record